Molecule: messenger RNA, 3092 nt
Organism: Physeter macrocephalus (sperm whale)
Lineage: Eukaryota; Metazoa; Chordata; Mammalia; Artiodactyla; Physeteridae
Gene: MICU2
Product: mitochondrial calcium uptake 2
Exons: 12
Coding region: 37-1335 (432 amino acids)
Biological process (GO): calcium import into the mitochondrion; mitochondrial calcium ion homeostasis
Cellular component (GO): uniplex complex
Molecular function (GO): calcium ion binding
Source: RefSeq, a predicted model, not a curated record
GCGACGCGGACGCAGCGACUGGGCGCUUCCGCAAAAAUGGCGGCGGCGGCGGGCGGCUCGCGGAUGGUGGCCUGGGGCGAAAGGCUGCUGCGCGGGUUGGCUGCCGGCCGGCGGGCCUGGCCAAGCUCCGGGCCCGUGGCGGCGGCAGUGGUCGGCGUGGCCCUGGCGGGAGCAGGAGCAGCGUGGUACCACGGCCGCGUGAAUAUGGCAGCGCCCCAGGGCGGCCUCACCGUGGUAGCCCAGAAAAGUGUGGACUCUGGAGAGAUGAAAGGGAAACCAUCUCCUCGUAAACAGCGCUUCAUGCAGUUUUCCUCACUGGAACACAGGGGAGAGUAUUACAUGACACCACGGGACUUCCUCUUCUCAGUAAUGUUUGACCAAAUCGAACGUAAAACUUCAGUCAAGAGGCUGACAAAUAAGGAUAUUGAGGACGUACUGGCAGGAAUCAAAAGAGCUGGUUGUGGAUCAACUUUUUUUAGAGACCUUGGCGAUAAAGGGCUGGUUUCAUAUACCGAGUAUCUUUUCUUGCUUACAGUCCUCACUAAACCCCAUACUGGGUUUCAUGUUGCAUUUAAAAUGUUGGAUGCAGAUGGUGAUGAGAUGGUUGAGAAAAAGGAAUUUUUUAAGCUGCAGAAGAUCAUAAGUAAACAGGAUGACUUGAAGACAACAAUAACUAAUGAAACAGAAUGCCAGGAACCAACAGUGAAAGAACCUGAAAUUAACACAACCCUUCAGAUACGUUUCUUUGGAAAAAGAGGAGAGAGAAAACUUCACUAUAAAGAAUUUCGAAGAUUUAUGGAAAACUUACAGACGGAGGUCCAAGAAAUGGAGUUCCUUCAGUUCUCUAAAGGUUUGAGUUUCAUGAGAAAAGAAGACUUUGCAGAAUGGCUCCUUUUUUUCACCAACACUGAAAAUAAAGAUGUUUAUUGGAAAAAUGUGAGAGAGAAGCUGUCCGCAGGAGAGAGCAUUAGUUUGGACGAGUUCAAGUCAUUUUGUCAUUUUGCGACCCACUUGGAAGACUUCGCUAUUGCCAUGCAGAUGUUUAGUUUAGCUCAUCGCCCUGUCAGACUAGCAGAGUUUAAGAGAGCUGUGAAGGUAGCAACAGGACAAGAACUCUCCAACAAUAUUUUGGACACCGUCUUCAAGAUCUUUGAUUUGGAUGGUGAUGAGUGUCUUAGUCAUGAAGAGUUUCUUGGGGUGUUAAAAAACAGGAUGCAUCGAGGUUUAUGGGUGCCGCAACAGCUCAGUAUACAAGAAUACUGGAAAUGUGUGAAAAAAGAAAGCAUUAAAGGCGUGAAAGAAGUCUGGAAACAAGCAGGAAGAGGUCUUUUAUAGAAAAACAUAAUGUGGGAAUUACAUUGCUCCAAGUGUCGGAACUGGGGAUUUCUUAAAGUACUAGAUGGGUUAUCUUCUAAAGUCUUCAUUGAUUUCCUUUGUAAUAUAAAGAUGCCUUGUAUUUGCUUUCUGAUUCAAUAAUUUCUUAGUAAGAUUUCAUUACAGAACUUCGUAAAAAGAAAGUAUUCUUUUACGAAAACAGACAGUGGACUCUGUCCAAAGCCUAGGAUUGAAGUAACGCCUUGACUUUGAUAAGAUGGAAAACCUGGUCAUUCCGUGGUGUCAACACAGCAGCAUAGCACGUUCUCUGGAGCAGUCAACAGGUGCACAGGAAGAGUCACUGACCUGAGGCCAGAAUCAAUUCUGCAGCCCUGAUGCUCCUAGUGGGGCAAAUUAAGUUAAAACAUUUCAGGUUUUCUUAUCUGUACCUUGCAUCUCAUAGACUUCUUGUACAUUUUAUUUCAGUGAGCUGUAUAUUAGUUGUCUUUAAAAUAUGUAAAUUUCAGUAUUCUGGAAUAUUCUGGAAACAGAAUAAAGUAUUUAUAAAGAUAAAAAGAUUACUGAGGUGCAUUUUGCUUUAUAUGUACUGUUUAAAACUACAUUUUGGGGGGCUUCCCUGGUGGCACAGUGGUUAAGAAUCCGCCUGCCGAUGCAGGAGACACGGGUUUGAGUCCUGGUCCGGGAAGAUCCCACAUGCCGCGGAGCAACUAAGCCCCUGCGCCACAACUACUGAGCCUGCGCCCUAGAGCCCAUGAGCCACAACUGCUGAGCCCGCGUGCCACAACUACUGAAGCCCGAGUGCCUAGAGCCCGUGCUCCGCAACAAGAGAAGCCACCGCAAUGAGAAGCCCAUGCACCGCACCAAAGAUCCAUUGCGGCCAAAAAUAAAUAAAUAAAAAUAAAUUUUUUAAAAAAAAAGUGUGAUCGGGAGAACCUUGAUCACAUGAUAAGGGUCUCUUGGGAUAUAGUGGUUUAUGGGUGAAUGUUUAAAAUGGUACUAGAAUUUAAUUGGCAUUAAAUAUAAAUAUUUUAAAUAUGGCAAAUAAAAAUUAUUUUUUAGGGCUUCCCUGGUGGCGCAGUGGUUGGGAGUCCGCCUGCCGAUGCAGGGGGCACGGAUUUGUGCCCCGGUCUGGGAGGAUCCCACGUGCUGCGGAGCGGCUGGGCCCGUGAGCCAUGGCCGCUGGGCCUGCAGGUCCGGAGCCUGUGCUCCGCAACGGGAAGGGCCACGGCGGUGAGAGGCCCGCGUACCGCGAAAAAAAAAAUUUUUUUAAUUAUUUUUUGAUAUGCUUCUCAAGAAUGGUGCAAAUAUUUAAAACAUGUUCCACUUUCUGGAUAAAUAGCUGAUUCCAAGACAGGUGCAGGCAAACCUUGGAAACAUUAUGCUAAGUAAAAUAAGCCAGACACAGAAGGACUAGUACUGUAUGAUUCCACUUAUGUAGGUCCCUAGAAUAGGCAACUUCAUAGAGACAGAAAGUGGACUAGAGGUUGCCAGGGGCUGGGAAGGACGGGGGAUAUGGGGGAUUGCUGCUUAAUGGUUACAGAAUUUUGGUUUAAGGUGAUGGAAAAUUAUGGAAAUGCAUAAUGGUGAUGUUUGCACAUUUAAUUAAUGCCACUGAAUUGUGCACUUAAAAUGGUUAAAAUGGCAGUCUUUAUGUUUUGUGUGUAUAUACAUACAUAUAUCCUUUUAAACGUAAUUUUUUAAAAUCAGUAUUGUAAUACACCAAUAGACGCUGAAUUGUUUAUGUGGGUAAACUAUGG